UGAGUUUGUUGGUCGCCGGUAUAUUUAGACAAACCACAUUCUUCUUCCACAUUUUGGGAAACUGAAAGGGCUGACGAGAAAGAAACAAAAAAAAAAACAAGUUCUGACAGACACAAAGUGUGUGAAACUUUGCUGUCGCUAACUCGGUCACGUCAGUUUCAGGAUGCCCCUGCCGGUGUCUCAGGAUGACAGGGUGACAAUGAUCACAGUCAACCCCGACAGCAAAUGCCCGAUAUUUUGCCAGAUCCUGGGCUCUCUGUGCUACAGUCCGGUGUGUGCCGUAUCACAACACGUGAAAUCCAAGAGCAUGGACAUCUAUAUGGCGCUCGGGAUUGUGCAGAUUAUAGCAGGAGUCCUCAAUCUUGUGACAGGGAUUUUAUUUUUAAGAUCUGGGAUACACGAUCACGUCAUGAUGCUUAAUGCUCCGUUCUGGCUCGGUGGUGUGUUCCUUGUAGUCGGAGUGGUGUCUGUUGUUGCAGAUGAGUUUCCCAGUUAUUUUCUGCUGCUCUUCACUGUGGUGCUGAACAAAGUCAGCGCUCUGCUGGCUACGACAGGCCUUGCACUGUAUGCCUGGGACUUGAUGGGCGAUAAGAUUGCUUCAAGUUACUACGAUGGCGAUAUGAAUAUGAUCCGUGAAGUACUGGAUAUCACUAUGAUGAUCAUUUCAGCCCUUCAGCUCUGCGUGACCCUGAGUUUCUCUGGCUUGGCUCUGAAAAAUAUGUGUGAAACAAAUUCUGUGAAGGACCUUCAGCUUUACAAGCCACUCAAGGACGUUGCUGUCAGUCACGUAUGUUAAACAGAUGAUGGGAAAAAAGUAACAUACCAUUUUUUUUUUAUUCUGCUAGCUUUGAGAUUGCAGAAGUACAUUUUGGUUUUAGCAAAUCUCCAGUAUCUGUAAACCUAUAAUCAUCAUGAUACAUGUUUAUUUAGUUUUUUUUUUUUCUCCUUUACCGAUAGCCUUAACUUCAAGGGACUGACUGCUUUACUUAGCAAAAAGAUAACAUAUUAAAUAAAAGUUUUAAUGAGAUUUCAUGACUAUUUACACUAUAUUAUCAUAACUUGUAUAUUCUGCGUUGCAUGUUUACGCACAUAAACCAUUUAUUUUGAGUCUGAACAAACGAAAGUCAUUUUGCUGUCAUAAAUGGCAAUAAAACAAACCAGAAUGUGAAAUAUA
This is a messenger RNA of Puntigrus tetrazona (Sumatra barb), 1174 nucleotides long. It is a transcript of the gene tmem176l.3b, whose product is annotated as transmembrane protein 176l.3b. Lineage: Eukaryota; Metazoa; Chordata; Actinopteri; Cypriniformes; Cyprinidae. The record is from RefSeq and is a predicted model, not a curated record. Bases 164 to 796 code for a protein of 210 amino acids. Gene Ontology annotation, cellular component: membrane. The transcript has 7 exons.